This is a messenger RNA of Musa acuminata subsp. malaccensis (wild Malaysian banana), 2750 nucleotides long. NCBI's taxonomy places the organism in Eukaryota, Viridiplantae, Streptophyta, Magnoliopsida, Zingiberales, Musaceae. The record is from RefSeq and is a predicted model, not a curated record.
UCCACCUCCACCUCCACCCCCGGACGCCAGCAUAUGAACGUGGGACACGAGGCCACAUAAAUCUCCGCAUCCAGGGAGAGCCACCCAAUUCUUGGAGCGAUCUCGCGAUCGCGAUGCGGCCGCGGGAGAUGCCGCACCCGUUCUGCUGCAUCGCCCUCGACUGCCCCGGCCUCGGCGCCCGCUCCCGGGCGCCGGACGAUCCGCCUCCCGAUCCCGGCCCCUCCUCCACCGUCGCCGUCGCCGGUGUCCUCUGCAAGUGGACCAAUAUAGGGAAGGGGUGGCGACACCGCUGGUUCUCCCUCGGCAACGGCGUGCUCUCCUACUCCAGGAUCCGUCGCCGGGACCCCCCGCCGGUGCCCGAGGGCGAUGGCGUCCGCCUCAUCGGAAGUGCCACCGCGAUGUUCGCCCCGGUCACCGCCGCCUCCUCCAGCCGCCCCGGCAGCGGCUGCGGUUGCCGUCAGCCCCAGAAGCCGGUGCGCGUCGUUCAUCUAAAGAUCUCAUCAUUUCGUGAAAGUAAGACGGAUGACAGAAGAUUCUACAUAGUUUCUCCAACAAAGACACUUCAUUUGAGGACUUAUUCGAGUAUAGAUCGUGUAGCCUGGAUUCAGGCUUUGAUUUUGGCAACAAAAGAAAUUUCCAUAAAUAGAGGAGUUUCUUUUAUGCAGAAUGAUGUAUUAAUUUCAACUGAAAAGCUUAGAGAUCGCAUGCAAGCUGAGGGAUUGGAUGAGACAGUUAUUAAGGACUGUGAGCAGAUUAUGCGUAUAGAGUUUGCUGAAUACCACAAACAAUUGAAGCUUCGAUAUGAAGAGCACUUAACCUCUAUUGGUACAUUUCAUCAGCAGCUGGAGGAAGUUGAUGUAGAAGAUGCGGCGACUCGCGAAGGCCAAUUGCAGCUACCCAAGUAUGACUAUUCCAGCUCUGGGCGUGAAAAAUUUAAUGAGUACAGUACAACUGAAUCAUCUGAUGAUGUUGAAAAGCAAGAGCUCGAUGAAUUAUCAGACGAAGAAGAAGUUUCCUUUUUUGAUACAAAUGAGUGCUUUGGUGAUCCUAUAGUUACCUGUGCCGCUGAAGUAACAUCCUCAAAUGUGUCUAAUAGAAUUUCUGGAUUUAAUACUAACCAUUGUGAUGCAAAGAUAAUGGACGUUGAGUUACAGCCUGAUUAUCCGAACAUGUUGCUCCAUAUCCCAAGGCGGAAGAAGUUGCCAGAGCCUAUUGAAAAGGAGAAAGGUGUUAGCCUUUGGUCAAUGAUUAAAGAUAAUGUCGGAAAGGACCUCACACGAGUGUGCCUUCCUGUUUUCUUUAAUGAACCAUUGUCUUCGCUGCAAAAGUGCUUUGAAGACUUGGAGUACUCAGAUCUACUGGAUCAAGCAUAUGAGUAUGGGAAAAAGGGGAACAGUCUCAUGAGAAUUCUGAAUGUAGCUGCCUUUGCAGUCUCUGGAUAUUCUUCUUGUGAUGGUCGCCCUUGCAAACCUUUCAAUCCUCUGUUAGGUGAGACAUAUGAAGCUGACUACCCUGACAAAGGAAUCCGCUUCUUUGCUGAAAAGGUUAGCCACCACCCUAUGCUUAUCGCUUGCCACUGUGAAGGUAGAGGUUGGAAAUUCUGGGGAGACAGCAAUCUGAAAAGUAAAUUUUGGGGACAAUCUAUACAAGUAGACCCUGUUGGUGUACUAACCUUGGAAUUUGAUGAUGGUGAAAUUUUUCAGUGGAGUAAGGUCACAACAACUAUCUAUAACCUAAUUCUUGGUAAGGUAUACUGCAAUCACCAUGGUACAAUGAACAUACGGGGAAACCAGCAGUAUUCUUGUAAAUUAAAGUUCAAAGAGCAGUCACUCCUUGACCGCAACCCUCGCCAGGUACAAGGUCUUGUUGAGGAUGCUAAGGGAACAAAAGUUGCCACUUUAGUAGGUAAAUGGGAUGACAGCAUGUGCUGCUCGUUUGGUGACGAAGUCCUGAAGUCCAAGAGCUCUUUUUUGACAGAAAAUUCAACUUUGUUAUGGGCAAGGAAUAAGCCUCCUCCUGACCCCACUCGAUACAACUUGACAUCGUUUGCAAUUACGCUAAAUGAGAUAACAUCAGAUCUGAAGGGGAAACUUCCACCAACUGAUUCAAGACUCCGUCCGGAUCAGCGAUACCUUGAGAAUGGGGAGUACGAAAAGGCAAAUUCAGAAAAGCUGCGAUUGGAGAGAAGGCAACGAAUGUCGAGGAAAUUGCAGGAAAAUGGGUGGAAACCAAGAUGGUUUAGGAGGGAUAGUGAGGAUGGAACAUUCCGAUAUAUAGGUGGAUACUGGGAAGCAAGGGAGCAGAUGGAGUGGGAUGACUGUAUGGACAUAUUUGGCGAGUUCUGAAAUGGUGUAACUAUGGUUCCCUGCUAGGAAGAACUUUGCAAUCGGGUGGGUAUGAUGUGAUGCCUAAUUGAGUUUCCUGCAGAUGCUACUCUUCUGUGGUAGACAUUUGCGCUUACAUCUAUCAAUCUGCAGAUGGCUUGUGGGCUUUGUGGGUCGAUGGAGUUGCUGAUUGAAGAUGCUUAUAUCCAACUGUUUAUUCCUUUGUUGUUUGAUAUUGUUAUUCAGUUUAGGGCAAGAGGACAUUCUUUGUAACAUGGUUAUUUUAUAUUGUAACUUAUUGCCCCUUUUGUGAUUAAUUAGCAUAACUUAAUGAUCCGAGGGCCACAUCGUGCUGAAAUUGCCUGAAUCACCUAUGGCUGUAAAAAAAAAGCAUGUGUAUUCAUCUGUUGCUCCACUGUGUCUAUA